CUCACAGGAAGAAACACAAGCUUCCUGCAUGAUCUUCCUGCAAAGACAAAGAUGGCAGCUCUCCUCCACAGACUGGCCGGUCCCAGGUGCUCACCGAGGCGGUGGAUGGGAGUGAUUCUGCGGCAGACGCACAGCCGAACCUCCGCUCUGACCCCCCGGGGCGGUGGGCUGCAGCUGGCCGGCCACGGUCGCUCUGUGGCGGCCUACUGUGGCGCUCAGAGCCGGGGGCAGCACACGGAGGUGGUGGAAAAAGUUCAGGUGGAUGUAAAGCGGUUAGAGGGUGAAGACAAUGGCAUAGUGGAGGUGUUGAUGUGCCGACACAAGGCAAGAAACGCUCUGGGAUAUGUGUUUGUGUCACAGAUGAGGGAUCUGGUGACCGCUCUGUCCAUGGACGUAGCAGCUAAGGUGGUCAUCUUCAGGAGUUUGGUUCCCGGUGUUUUCUGUGCAGGUGCAGACCUGAAGGAGAGGGCCGGGAUGAACAACGCUGAGUGCGAUCUGUUUGUUCACCGCCUGCGAACGCUCAUGACUCAGAUCGCUUCGUUGCCCAUGCCGACCAUUGCUGCGAUGGACGGCGCCGCCCUGGGAGGCGGGCUGGAGUUGGCCAUGGCCUGUGACCUCCGCACCGCCGCUCUCUCUGCACAGAUGGGUCUGAUUGAGACGACGCGGGGGCUGCUCCCGGGGGCGGGGGGCAGUCAGCGGCUGCCGCGGACCAUCGGCAUGGCUCUGGCCAAAGAGCUCAUCUUCACAGGAAAGCGUGUGGGGGGGCAGGUGGCUCUGGAGAUCGGGCUGGUGAACAGAGCUGUUGAACAGAACCAGAGCGGAGACGCAGCGCACAGAGAGGCACUCAGCCUGGCCAGAGAGAUACUGCCGCAGGCUCCCGUCGCUGUGCGGCUGGCAAAAGAGGCGAUAAACCGAGGCAGCGAGGUCGACAUGACUUCAGCAAUGGCAAUAGAGAGGAUGUGUUAUAAUCGGGUCAUCUUCACGCAGGACAGAAAGGAGGGAAUGGCGUCCUUCCUGGAGAAGAGACCCCCGCGCUUCACCGGGCAAUAAACUCUCCGUUGGUCUGCUGAACUCUCUCUCACACAGACGAUCACAUAACAUCGUGCCUGAGAGACGAUUAACAGCCAUCGAUUUGGUGCGUGAGUCCACGCCGCUGUGUCGAUACGUUAGUGGAGGUCAGCAUGAGUGUUUGCUUUGUGACAUUCAGGAUCAGACUGACGGAGGGAGAAGAACAGCUUACACCACUGUGAUUAAAAAAC
Messenger RNA from Anoplopoma fimbria (sablefish), 1259 nucleotides. It is a transcript of the gene echdc2, whose product is annotated as enoyl CoA hydratase domain containing 2. Lineage: Eukaryota; Metazoa; Chordata; Actinopteri; Perciformes; Anoplopomatidae. The record is from RefSeq and is a predicted model, not a curated record. The transcript is spliced from 11 exons. Gene Ontology annotation, biological process: fatty acid beta-oxidation. Gene Ontology annotation, cellular component: mitochondrion. The coding region runs from base 52 to 1050 and encodes 332 amino acids. Gene Ontology annotation, molecular function: enoyl-CoA hydratase activity.